AUGGCACAUCCUGCAAACAAGGAGUUGGCGCAUAGACAGCAGUUUUACUUUUGGAAGAACUAUAGAAACAACCGGCUGAAGCACAUAUUACCAAAGCCACUUCCCGAACCUUCGGCUUCUGUGGGCCCAUCAUCUUUGCCGACUACAACAAUAACAUCUAUUCCUCCAGUUCCUUCUCCAGCUGUUACUCAAGCUCCAUCCCCUAUGCAGUAUGGCAUGGGUCCCGGAUCCUUCGUGAAGAAUGAUCCGAGAAAUAGUGGAGUUGAUAGAAGAAAGAGAAAGAAAGAUGGGUGA
Messenger RNA from Striga hermonthica, 294 nucleotides. The record is from the annotation of a GenBank genome assembly. NCBI's taxonomy places the organism in Eukaryota, Viridiplantae, Streptophyta, Magnoliopsida, Lamiales, Orobanchaceae.